Molecule: messenger RNA, 6437 nt
Organism: Darwinula stevensoni
Lineage: Eukaryota; Metazoa; Arthropoda; Ostracoda; Podocopida; Darwinulidae
Source: the annotation of a GenBank genome assembly
AAAGUGCAUGUCGAGGUUAUGAUGCACGUUCAAACCUGACACUCUGCAGCUGGAAUGCUGAUUUGCAUAUUAGAGGAGACUCACUCAGGCAUCGGCAAUGGAGUUCCGUUUGGAAAUGCGGCUGCCAGGCGAGAUUCUCCGUGAUGUCAGCUCUAGAAGCAUCCUCCAUGCGGCUCCCCCGUUCCCCAACGUUGCAUCGCACGGCUCUGGUUUCAUCUCUCACGGUGAUCUGCAUCUUCGACAAAUGGGAAUGAAUCCCCCUGGUGUCAUUCUUCAAGCAACUUCUACUCUGUGCCAUGAUCGACCUAGUCCUGUCAUCGUUCCUGUGACUUCUGGAAUCAGAGGCCUCUCUCAUGCCUCCACAAUGACAUCCCCAAGCUUUGGUUUUGGAAACCCAGGUGAAAUGGGCAGAGAGGUGAACCAACAAGGUGCAGGAGAUGAAGUUGAAGACAUUGAUCUGAGCACCUAUCCCUACAAGACAGGGUGCAGCAGGACCUGUGUCUUGGUGCCAUUCAAGAAAUCUCACUCCCCCAAUCUCAUGAGGUGGUUGGAGGAAGUCAACAGGAAGAGGAGGAAGACAGAGAAGGAUGUCCAGUUCCAAAAGGAGUCUGAACCACAGGACAGCCCUAUACAUGCCUUGGCCAAAAUGGAGGUCUAUCCAAACACAUCUGUGUUAGUUGGAGAUCCUCCACAGCACACUCAUGGCCAUGAUCAGAAGCAUGAAAGCCAGCCAGUUCCCCUUCACAUGCCUUCUCCUCACAGUGACUUGAGGCAUACCGGUGCUGAAGGAAUGCCAUGGCCACUACAUGUGCCAGCUCUCCCUUCCUUCCCUCAUGCCAAUCCAUACUUAUAUUCACAGAUGGCCCCCCCAUUGUUUGGUGGCUUACCAGCUUGCAUGCCAAUGAAUGGAUGUAGCCACUCCUGGCUUCCAUCCGUAUCCAUGCCCCCUCUUGGAUAUCGCUAUGCACGAAAUCCUCUGUCUGGGUCCUAUAGCCUUGUUCCAGAUUCAUUAGAUGAGAGUCUGUUGUGGAGAAGCAACUGCUAUGGGAACUCCUGGCUUCCACACCAGCCUCCACAUCAUCACAUGUCCCCUCCAAUAGCCCACAUGCCCUCCAUAGAGGUUGGGCCAAGAGCAUUUCCCCUUCAGGGACCGGUGACACAUCCUCUGGCUCCCCGAGAGGCUCAGGAGGCCCCUCCAACUUGCCCUAGUCAUAACAACUUGGAAGUGAAAGUGGAGGAGGCAAUUGAGGCAGACAGCCCGUGGCAGGAUAUGACCCUCCAGACUGAUAUUUCCCAACACUGUGAUCCUAAGCCUAUGGCAGUCGUUGCCACAAAGGUAGAACACGAAGAUGUUGAUGUGCUGCAGGAAUCCAAAGAUUCUUACUGUUGUGAUGAACUCAAACCAACUCAGUUUGAGAGAGUGGACACUCCAGAGCCAGAUAAAGUGAAGGUGCUUGAAAAAGAAACAUCUCAGAACCAGUGUGAGAUAUUGAUCAAGGAAGAACCAGAUGAAGUGCAAGUGACUGAAAAGGAAGUACUUCAAGUGACUCGGAGUGAGCAUCUUGCAGGGGAAGCUGAGAAGAUAGAUUUCAGUGGCCUGGAACUCUUGUCGAGCAGCAUCGAUCGGCAUCUUACUUUAGAGUCUGAGCAGUCUGGUUCCAGGGACAGUGUGUCAGUGAAAAUGGAGCCACAGGACUUAAAUGAUGAACAGGAGGUGAUACAGGGCACGAGCCCGAUCUGUGAGGAAUCCUCUCAGAGGAUGAAAGGUCUGGGACUUCUUUGUGCUCUAGCUGAACAGUGUCUCAAUGAAGAAUCCAAUCAAAGUGAUGAUCCACAAACUGAAGAAGAGAGAGAAGAUGCAAAUGGCAAACAGCACUCCUUUGCUGAAGGAAGUAAUCUCACAGAUUCAAGCAUUUUGGCCUUACAUGGCUCCUACAGGAGUGCCAAGUCUGAGAAAGACAUCCAAACGUUCAUUGCUAAUCGUGUGGCUCAGUAUCAUAAUUCCCCAUAUCUUGAGAUCAUGCAGAGCCUCAAAAGCCCAGAACAGAUGGACUCGAUGGAAAUGGACAUGCGGGAGCGUCUCAUGGAGCUUCAGAAGCAGUACAGAGAAAAGCAGCGAGAGCUAUCUCGUCUCACUCCAAAGAAAGAGGUGCCUCAUGCAAUGAAGAAGACUGGGAAAGUCAAGAAGGCACCCAGGCGGAAAAGGAGUGGUGGAUCUGAUAAGAGAGGCAAGAGGCGGUGGAACUCUGGGCCACCGGCCGAGACGACCGAGGAGGAGCCGAUUGUCGUGUCCAGUACGCAACUAUGCAAGAACAAGGAGAAGAUGUUAAACCCCCUGGCAAAUCUCAGGAGCUCACAGCAUAUUCUCAGGCCUCCGACAUUCACGACUGGGAAGUUGCUGGAGCAAGCAAAGCUCAGUCUCAGCCAACUGAGUGCAUGGGGUUAUGGCGCUAACACUAAGCAGGCCAAGCAGAAAGACAAUCCUUUGAAAAAGUGCACAAAACCCAGCCAUCCCCUUCCAUCUGGGAAGAAUGAAAAUCUCAACGUGGAAUCUGCAGAGUUAAUCAGCCUUUCUGUUUCAGAAGCAAAGAAUGAGAUGCAGUGUGACAAGUUAGGAAACCAAGUUCAAACUAAAGAUGAAACCUUGGAAUGCAGCUCGAACGGAGUGCUGAAAUCCGAAGAGGACGAGGAAGUGGGAUCAGAUGUGGAUCACCCGUCUACCAAGAGACGCAAACUAGAGCAUCCGAAGCGUAAUACCCACCAGGAUACAUCUACUGAGACUUUGGUCCCUCUCAAGAUCCAGCCAAGACAAUUGGCAUUUGAAGCGAGUGACCGACGGCUCAAGGUGCGCCCAACCCUCAAGGCUGAACCUCAGGUCAAGACUGUGGAGACAAUCAUUCAACAAGAUACAGUGUCUUCCUCUGAUGAGAGUCAGGAUUCAGAAGAUGAGGAGCAUGAUGAAAAACCCAAGACCCCUGUUCCUCCUGCUCAGGAGACCCAUGAAGAAGUGAAACCCUCCCCCAGGAAGCCCCUGACUCAAGCGGAACAAGAGUCCCAGAAGUGUGUUCUGGGAGAGGAGGAGCUGAUGGAUGGCCAGAGAGUCCUGAUUCUCCACGAGGGCCGUUUCCAUCCGGGCCGUCUUAGUGCCAUUCAGCCUCCCGAUGUCUAUGGUGUGACCAUUGAUGGGGAGCGGGGCAAUCGGCCCCACAUCUACUCUCGUGAAGAGAUUCUUCAAAAGGCCAUCCGAGAAGAGAAGCCAAGUUCUGCUGAGGUGUUGGUUGCUGGUGUUAGAAUUUGUGCAUACUGGAGCCAGCAGUAUCGCUGCCUGUAUCCAGGGAUGGUGUCUGAUGAGAUGUCUUCCCCAGGAGGAUCCAUCAUGGUUGAAUUUGAUGAUGGUGACAGUGGCCGCAUUCCAAUUCAUCACGUGCGGUAUCUUCCUCCCGACUACCCUAUUGAGAAGGGAGAAGAGAAACGAAAGAAAGGGAAGAAAAAGGUUAAGAAGAAAGAGAGAGAGAAGAGGAAGAAAAAGAGGAGGAGUAGCUCAGACCACCACAAGCAUCAUGGUCACCACCACAAGAAACACAAGAAGAAACACCGUGAAGAGGCCACCUACUGGUACACCAUCUCCAAUAGCCCACCAAGAGAGCCUGAAGAGACUAAAGAAAGGGAGGAGGAGAAGGAAGAAGAGAUGCAAGAAAAGGAGAAUGAAGAUACAAAUGUGGUACAGGAAAGCAGGCAUAAGGAUUCAACCAGCAGUGGAUUCACAUCAACUGAGGAACAGGAACGUGAAGGAUCAAGCCCUGAGGAUGAGUCAUCUGCAGAGCAGGAAGAGCCUUCAAAGCGUGAGAGGCACGUGUCUGAGACCAGGAGCAAGAUGGCAGCCUUUCUUCCAGAUAGGCAGUUAUGGAGUUGGGCUUCCAAGGGAUACAAGCGACAGGCCAAGGGCCGCACCAAGAAAGAAUUUCACAAAGCCAUCCAACGCGGAGAGGAGAUAAUUCGGGUCGGGGACUGUGCCGUGUUCCUGUCGACGGGGCGGCCCGACCGUCCCUACAUCGGCCAGAUCGAGAUGAUGUGGGAAGCGUGGGGUGGGAACAUGCUGGUGAAGGUCAAGUGGUUCUACCAUCCUGAGGAGGCCAAGGGAGGCAAGAAACUUUGCCCCACCAAGGGAGCAUUGUUCCAGUCUCCACACAUGGAUGAGAAUGACGUCCAGACCAUCUCUCACAAGUGUGAGGUUCUUCCAUAUUCAGAGUUUUUGAAAAUCAAGACCAGCGAGAGUGAGCGCAUAGCCCGCUUCGGGCCACAUCUUGACAGCAGCGACAUUUACUUCCUUGCCGGAGAUUAUGACCCCAUUUCUGGUAUUUUGACCCUAGAAUCGGGCAUCACUUAAGGUCAUCAUCUCGUUGACAUCAAUGCUGCAACUACAGUACAACCUUUGCCAUUUUUUUUUUCUAGAUUGUUUUGAUGUGUGCACAGGACAGUAUUCUGUUGGCACAGCUGUAGGAAAAGCAGCAUCCUUAGUGAAGCCUAGAAACAACCUGUUGCACACUAUAUUUUUGACUUUCAGAGUUUUGGAGGAAGGAUUGGAUCUCAGGUCAGGUGACAUAAAUGGGGUGGUUGGGAAUGCAGCAAAACCCUGUUAGACCAAAUGCAGUGAAAUGACUGCAAAAAGCUUUACCCAAAAUCACCCAUAUGACCAAUGUCCUAUGGGUGAUUUUCCUACAAUUUCAAUAGAAAAAGAGAAGAAAGACAUUUCAUGGUAUGGUGCCCCUCUAUUCCAUGCUCACAGCAAAAUAUUCCUAGAGUAAUUUUCAAAGUCUGGCUCAAAACACUCUGGUUUCCUGAUGUGGGACACCAUUAUGGAAGCAGUAAGAGCACAGGCUAGUAAAUAAAGUUUAUUUACUCUUUGGCAUUCCUCCAGCCCUUCUGUACUAGGAAGUACAACAGGGCAACAGUCCAUCUUAUACUUAACAUGCCUCGCACCCCUCAUGCUAAUGCGUACUUGCACAUGCAUUCACGCUCUUGUCUGACAUCCUGCUGAUGUACUCCAUAAUCUCUUCCUUUGAUGCCUGCUUAGCCAAGAACCAGGUCUCCCUUGUUCCUAUUUAUAUGCACUCUUCCCUGCAUAGUAAACCACUGAUAUCUUUAGCCCUGGAAGGCUGGAGGAAAUGCAGCAUAUCAAGCUUCUGGAUGAGAAGCAUUGGUGGGACUUAAUAUCAUGACACAAAGAUGGGUCAUCAAUAAAGCCCAAGAACCUGGAAAAAGUAGAAAAGAAGUCCAUAUUGGGAAAUGGAAAAUCUGACAAAACAAGCUCCUGUUCUGCCAGAUUUUCUAUCCAUGGUCUCCUGAUAGUAUAGAAGGGAUUUGCUGUAUUCAUGUUCAACCCCCUUUCAAACUCUGGAAUAUGACUUGAACUAUUGCAUUUGAGCUUCUUGAAAUGCUUCCCAUUCUAGGAAGGAAACUUGGAAUGAGUUUCAUAGUUACAGUGUUUUUGGUUUGGCUUCUGCCUGUAAAUGUUUGGACAGAUUCCACAAUCCUCAAUCACCCUAUUGAAGUGCAUUAAUUGAUGUUCCUUAUACACUCAAGCCAUGUCACACUCUGCACUCCUGAUAUUACUCUAGCCUCGUUGUGGAUACUCCUUAUCAUUUUGGACUCUCGAGUAGUUCUGACAAGUGUUACAGAUGGAGGGUAGAGGGUGAAGUCAAUCUGAAAUCACUGUGUGGAGUUUUUUCUGUUCUUCCCAUGAUAGCAGCAAAGUGGGACACAGUACUGUACCAGAAGCCUUGGUCAUUUUUGUACCCUGAGCAUAAGUAUCUGUUUGAAGAAUAUGUACAUGUACUUGUACAGGUGCAAAGGUGUUGUACAGGACUUUUUAAAUCCUUCUCUGCCUAGAGUACAGGUUGUGCUUAUCUCCCUCUUGAGUACCUGCAAGCCUGUCCUUCAUGCACCUUCAAAGUUCCCUGUAAAUACGUUUUGGUGACGGGAGACAUUUGAAAUGACGAGAGCCCCAGCUGCUGAACAUAUUUUUCUAGUUCAUUUUCUGUCCUGUGUGAAAGGUGCUGAGUCCUUUUUCUUGUGGAUUGUACUGGACAGGGUGUGAUGAGAAAUCUUACAGCUGAGAAGACUCUUCUGCAAUUGGCUGAAUAUUUUUCUCUGGAAGGGGUUAAGACAAAGUUGGGAAGAGGGAAAUGUUAUUUUUUUUAUUCCUCCCUCUGUCUUUAUUUUGGUAGAGCCCCCUUAAAAAAAAAAGAAGUCAUAGGUCAGAAAAGACUCCUGAUGAGACUUAUUUUCUUCCUUGCGUCUUCUCUGUCCCAGUGGAAGCUGUACAGAGAGCGUAUUGAUGUUAUUCCUCCAAGUGAUAUCUUAGUGUGAUAUUCGAUCCUUGUUUGAUUGAACCAAGAAAUUCUUGGAUUUUCAAAUAAAAAUGAAAACUAAUUGGA